This is a messenger RNA of Erigeron canadensis, 1003 nucleotides long. Its product is annotated as 2-Cys peroxiredoxin BAS1, chloroplastic-like. The transcript is spliced from 7 exons. Lineage: Eukaryota; Viridiplantae; Streptophyta; Magnoliopsida; Asterales; Asteraceae. Gene Ontology annotation, biological process: response to oxidative stress; hydrogen peroxide catabolic process; cell redox homeostasis. Gene Ontology annotation, molecular function: thioredoxin peroxidase activity. The record is from RefSeq and is a predicted model, not a curated record. The coding region runs from base 63 to 860 and encodes 265 amino acids.
ACAGAUAUAGAGAUAGAUAUAGAUAUACAAUUCUCCACCACACAAAAACCCAAACAAUAAUAAUGGCUACUGCUUGUUCAGCUGCUGCUCUUAUUUCUUCCUCAAACCCUACUUCCAAAAUCUCCUCUUACAUUUCCCCCAAAUCAACUCUCUCUCAAACCCUAAGUUUUUCCAGCUCUUCUUCCAUCACUUUCCGAUCCAAAUCUCUCCGCUCCGCCGUCUCCGUCCGCUCCGCCGCCUCGCGCCGCAACGCCUUUGUUGUCAAAGCUGGACUACCACUAGUUGGAAAUAAAGCACCAGACUUUGAAGCAGAAGCUGUCUUUGAUCAAGAGUUCAUCAAUGUUAAGCUCUCUGAUUAUAUUGGGAAGAAAUAUGUGAUUCUCUUCUUCUACCCUCUGGACUUCACUUUCGUUUGCCCAACUGAGAUCACUGCUUUCAGUGAUCGUCAUGCUGAAUUUGAGAAGCUGAACACUGAAAUACUGGGGGUUUCUGUAGACAGUGUGUUCUCCCAUCUUGCGUGGGUUCAAACAGACAGAAAGUCUGGGGGUCUUGGUGAUCUGAAUUAUCCGCUGGUUUCUGAUGUGACCAAAUCAAUUUCAAAAGCUUUUAACGUGUUGAUCGAAGACCAGGGAAUAGCAUUGAGAGGGCUUUUCAUUAUUGACAAGGAAGGGGUGAUUCAACACUCCACGAUUAACAAUCUUGCAAUCGGUAGAAGUGUGGAUGAAACCAUGAGAACGCUUCAGGCAUUGCAAUUUGUCCAAGAGAACCCUGAUGAAGUAUGCCCAGCUGGAUGGAAGCCUGGGGAGAAGUCAAUGAAGCCAGAUCCAAAACUCAGCAAGGAGUACUUCGCAGCAGUGUAAUUUAUCCAAAACUCUUGUGAACACAGAGUUUCAUUGAAUGUAUGAUAUUGGAUUAUCAGAGCUGUUUUUUUCCCGGACUAAUAAAACUUACUACGAAUGUAUUCUGCUGUUAAAGUUGUGUUUCAGAAUAAACUUUUUGUGAA